Messenger RNA from Clupea harengus (Atlantic herring), 1652 nucleotides. RefSeq lists its product as uncharacterized. Bases 631 to 1284 code for a protein of 217 amino acids. The transcript has 7 exons. The record is from RefSeq and is a predicted model, not a curated record. NCBI's taxonomy places the organism in Eukaryota, Metazoa, Chordata, Actinopteri, Clupeiformes, Clupeidae.
GCUAACUGGAUGUCUGUGUGGACGUUAGCUGUGUUGGUCUUGCCUGUAGAUGCUUCAUGAAAUUUGACGUCGUCCUUGGAUAACGACAGUAUUUUCACCACGGGUAGCCAUAAGGUGCACUGCAUGUUCUUCCCACUUUCAUCUUUGAGGACAAAACAGUUUCGAUAUUUCCAGCCAGGGAAAGCAUUUUUUUUUUAACUCGAGGUGAUCAUAUGGACUUGUAGUGUUCUCUGUUGUUUUCUCGUGACGUGUUGAAAAGUGCACAUGUGGAUGAUAGUAUAAUGUUCUGCAUUUUAAAAUCUAUUUGUAAUCCUGUUAAUAAUCCCAUUUUUUGCUAAAAGUAUCUGUAAUCUAAUUACGUCUUUUUUUUUUUUUUUUAACUGUACCGGAAUACAGUUACCUUUUUUGUAUCAUAAUUAGGCCUACUUAACGCCGUUCCAUGUAUUCCGUUACUCCCCAAGCCUGGAUGCGAGGGAGAUGAUAGUAGCAUAUAGAAAAACCUUGAAGAUUUUCUGAACUUACUUGAUUGGACUCGAAGUAAGACUUGUGAUACUUCUUACGAACCCUUGUUUGCUGAAAGAAUGAUGACCCACACACACCCGAGCACGAAGACUUCAACAGAAGAGCCUAAUGAAGAACGAUAUGAGUUAUGAAAUCUCCAUUCCCUUUGAAGACAACAACGGGUACCAGACAAGUUUUUUUAAACAAAGUCAGCAACCAUUUGAAGAUCACCCAUCCACUGGACAACAGGCCCCAUGUGACUCCUACCUACUAAUCUCAAACCUCCGCAUGCAUCUUCAAAUCUCUUUGGAGAAGAACUCAUGGCUGCAGAAGCGCAUAGAGGACCUGGAGGAGGAAAGGGACUUCCUACGAUGCCAGUUGGAGCGCUUCAGCAAUUUCACCAAGAGCCAGGAAUUAAACGACCGGCAGGCAGAGCCUCCACAGGCAAGCCCCCAGAAGACCCCAUCCCGUCGACCCUCAAGUCCGUUCCCAACUCCCAUGACCACUCGCUUGUCUGUCUCCCGCCAGCAGGCGAGCCGUAAACGACCGAGCAGUGUCACCCUGAACACUGAACAACAGAGCCAGGUUUGUCAGAAGCUAACAGCUGAGGAGGACUAUGAGGAUGUUGUGGAGGAGUACCUGGAGGAAGGUGGUUACCUAGAAGAGGAGGAGGAGGAGGUGCUAUCUUUUGAGGAGGAUGGCAAAAUGUCUAAGGAGGGGAGAUCUGGAGGCCGGGCCACCCCGGGCACGUGCGUCAAGAGGACUCGCUUGUUCCGGAUUUAAGAGGGGUAUGAAUAGGCGGCGAGAGACCCUGCAAGUGUUCUCAUCCGCUACCAAAAGAUCUUGGUGACCUACCAGAAGCUGAAAAGCAUGUCCAAAGCCUUCCAGGUGCAUGGCAUCAACCGUAACACAGUAGCUUCCACCACGCCCAUUGCGGAGCUCCUGGUGGCUCCCGAGAAGCUGCCUGAGGUGGGCGAGUUCGACCCAUCCAAGGAGAAGCUGCUCGAUUACGCGCGGUUGCUACAAGGCAUUGGACAAGGCUUCGCUGGCCAAAGUGCAGGCCCUGAAGAAGAACAACCUCCUCCUGCCCAUCUCCUACCGCUUCAGGAACUCUUAAAAAACGACUCCUCUACCGUUCAGUUAGUAAAGUG